This is a messenger RNA of Exophiala mesophila, 1445 nucleotides long. RefSeq lists its product as uncharacterized. Gene Ontology annotation, molecular function: ferrous iron transmembrane transporter activity. Lineage: Eukaryota; Fungi; Ascomycota; Eurotiomycetes; Chaetothyriales; Herpotrichiellaceae. The record is from RefSeq and is a predicted model, not a curated record. Gene Ontology annotation, biological process: iron ion transmembrane transport. Bases 161 to 1123 code for a protein of 320 amino acids. The transcript is spliced from 2 exons. Gene Ontology annotation, cellular component: plasma membrane; high-affinity iron permease complex.
AAGCUCACGCCACAUCACGUGGGAGGAAAAUUCUUAUCUUAUCAGAUUUUUCCCACUGAUCCUCCGAGGGUUCGCUUCUUCUUCUUACUUUUCUUACAGCUUCACCAUCAAUGAAUGACUAGGGCAAGACAAGACCCCACGCGUUGUGCCACGCGUCAAGAUGCUCUCCUACUUUGACCUCCCGGUAUUUUUCGUUGUUUUUAGGGAGACUUUGGAAACCGCAAUUGUGGUUUCCGUGCUCCUGGCAGUCCUCAAACAAAGCUUGGUUCAGAAAGACCAUGAGGGCUUGCGUACGAGGUUGAACAGACAGGUGUGGUUAGGUGCUGCAGGUGGACUGGCAGUCUGCAUGAUCCUUGGUGCCGGGUUUGUGGGUGUCUUCCUUUCCAUAGGAGUGGAUCGAUGGAGCGACAGCGAGUAUAUCUGGGAAGGCGUCUUGGGCAUCAUCGCUUCUAUCAUCAUGACAAUUAUGGGAAAGUCAAUGCUGCGGCUCUCCAUGACUCGUGGCAAGUGGCAAGCCAAAUUCGACAAUCGCUUGACGAGGAGUGCAAGUGGGCAGAAGUCCGCCGGCAAUGUAUGGACCCGCUGGUAUCAACAAUAUGAGUUCCUUGUUCUGCCAUUUGUCACUAUACUGAGGGAGGGCAUCGAAGGCAUCAUGUUUGUCGCUGGAGUCAGCGUGGGAGCAUCAGCCACUUCAAUCAUUUUGGGAGCCAUUACUGGCAUGGCAGCAGGCUGCCUGGUGGGCUAUCUGAUAUAUCAAGGUGCAGCCACUACAUCUCUCAAGCUCUUCUUGACGAUCACGACAUGCUUCUUGUACCACGUCGCGGCUGGUCUUUUCUCGAGAGCCAUAUGGUUCUUCGAAGCAGACGCCUGGAAUAAGGUGACCGGUGGUGAUGCGGCAGAAAAUGGAUCAGGACCUGGAUCCUACGACAUCCGACGGAGUGUGUGGCAUGUCAAUUGUUGCAACCCUGAAUUGAAUGGUGGUGGAUGGUGGGGUGUCUUCAACUCGCUUCUGGGUUGGCAGAACAGUGCAACUUAUGGCAGCGUUAUCAGCUACAACCUCUACUGGUAUACUGUCAUUGUGGGUUUAUUUUGGCUCAGGUAUAAGGAAGUCAAAGCAAAAUAGAGAACUUGGGCUAUUUGACGGUUUAUUGACAACAUGUACGAUAGCAUCACCAGCAUGUGUCAAAAAUUUUAGGUCCUGGCUUGAUCUUAUCUGAUUCUCGUAUCGUGUCACAGGGCUGAUCAUCUCGGCGGAACAGCUUGUGACACCCACCAGUGCAGUUAUCAACUCGAGGCAGCGAUUGACUGACUCAGCGAGAAUCACUGUUGAAAGACUUCUGGGAUGAUGAUGCGUACAGAGUGAAGCAUGCAAAGUUUAAUUGCACUACAUACAUUCGUGAAGACAAGGUAGGUGCUGGUUGCCCACUUUCCAGUUCUUGGGACAG